This is a messenger RNA of Labrus bergylta (ballan wrasse), 4234 nucleotides long. RefSeq names its product enhancer of mRNA decapping 3 homolog (S. cerevisiae) (gene edc3). Gene Ontology annotation, cellular component: P-body. Gene Ontology annotation, molecular function: mRNA binding. The record is from RefSeq and is a predicted model, not a curated record. NCBI's taxonomy places the organism in Eukaryota, Metazoa, Chordata, Actinopteri, Labriformes, Labridae. Gene Ontology annotation, biological process: P-body assembly; deadenylation-independent decapping of nuclear-transcribed mRNA.
GAAGCUCGCAGCAGCAGCUUUUGAACAUUAAAAGAAGCUAAAAGCUAACUGUUCAUGACAGUCACGUUUUCUCCUGUCAGCGUUUAACUUCACACUUCAUUCACUCGAGGUAUUGAAAGUGUUGUCAUUCGCAGUGAUUACAAAAAGUCAUGGCUGCUGAUUGGUUGGGUAGUUUGGUGUCAAUCAACUGUGGGCCAACACUGGGAGUCUAUCAGGGAGAGGUUGUAUCCGUGGACCAGUCCAGCCAGACCAUCUCCUUAAGACAACCCUUCCAUAAUGGAGUCAAGUGUCCUGUUCCCGAGGUGACAUUCAGUGCCAUUGAUAUAAAGGAACUCAAGAUUUUAGAGAUCAGAAAUGGCAAUGGUAGGAACAGCUCUUCUGUGUCUACUAAAGUAAGCAGUGCCCCAGUUGCAGUCCCAAAAGUUGACCCUCGGUCUGUGGAGAAACUUAACUCUCCUCAGCACUGCUCAAAAAGCUAUGGAGAACGUCAUCUGGAUGUUCCAGGCCAGCCGAAGGCAUUCCGUCGAAGACACAACUCCUGGUCGUCUAGUAGUAAAGGGGCAAACCAAGUGACCCCAAAAAAGAACGGGGUGAAGAAUGGUCAAAUGAAAUACAGAGACGAUGAGUGUUUCGGGGAUGGCAUGGAUGACGGGCUGGAUACAGACUUUGACUUUGAAGGAAACUUGGCUCUUUUUGACAAAGCAGCAGUUUUCUCAGAAAUAGACACAACAGAGCGCCGUAAUGGUGCAAGGUCACGUGGGACACCUCAAGAGCAGACGCCCUCAAGGUAUCGUCAUGAUGAAAACAUUCUGGAAGCCAAACCUAUUGUGUACAGACAGAUCACCGUACCUCAGCCUGGGGCUAAGGAGUACUGCACUGACUCUGGGCUUGUUGUACCCAGCAUAACCUAUGAAUUACACAAGAGACUGUUGUCAGUUGCUGAGCGCCUUGGUCUCUCACUGGAGCGAAGACUUGAGAUGACUGGAGUUUGUGCAAGUCAGAUGGCACUUACAUUGCUGGGUGGGCCCAAUAGAUUCACUCCAAAAAACUUACACCAGCGUCCCACAGUGGCUCUCCUGUGUGGCCCUCAUGUUCAGGGAGCUCAGGGCAUCAGCUGUGGUCGUCACCUGGCCAAUCAUGAAGUGGAAGUUAUCCUGUUUCUCCCAAAUUUUGUCAAGAUGCUUGAAUCAGUGACCAGUGAGCUAACACUCUUUAACAAAACUGGCGGCAAACAGGUGUCGAGUAUCAAAGACCUUCCAGACACCCCAGUGGACCUCAUCAUUAACUGCCUGGACUGCCAUGAGAACACAUUCCUGAUGGAUCAGCCUUGGUACCGAGCAGCGGCUGACUGGGCAAACCAGAAUCGAGCACCAGUGCUUAACUUAGACCCUCCUUGUAGUGGACAGGGGCAGACAGUGGAGGCCAAAUGGUCCCUCUCUCUAUGUCUCCCCCUUCCCCUGGCUGAAGGGGCUGGCAGUAUUUACCUGUGUGACAUUGGUAUCCCUCGACAGGUGUUCCAGGAAGUGGGAAUUAAGUAUAUUUCUCCUUUUGGCUGCAAAUUUGUCAUCCCUUUGCACUCUGCCCAGUGUGACUAAUAGUCAACACGACAGAUUGAAUCUCUCACCCUCCAUUACCAUGUUGGUUUUGGCGCCUUAUUGUAUAUCCCAGAGCUUGAGCUUAAGCUUCAGUUCAUCCAUUAAGUUUCUGACCCUUUAACAUGUGAACGGGACUUUUCCCCUUGUACUGAAGGAUCAUUGUUUGGUACAUUAGUCCUAAGAGGACUAAGUACAUGUUGCUUUAUUGACCAUCAGAGUCUUCAGCAGUUAAGCACAUACCAUUAUGUUGACAUUGUCAUUCAGUAAAUAAUAUUACAAGAUAUUUGAGAACAUGUUUCUUAUAUACAACUUAAAUCUUAAAAAAAAGAUUAACAUAAGGAUUAGAUUUAAAUUGAAUAGGGCAAUUUUUGACCCAUAAUGUAAAUUUCUGAAUGUCACUUGUCACAUGACAAUGCAAUAUCACACCAAUCCAGCUGACAUUGCUGUAAGCAUUGCUAAAGGCUUUGAGCCUGCCAUAUUCUGCGGAACUCACUUAUUGUUAUCUAAUGUUUUUAUAGGCUAGAAAGAAUUUAUCAUACACAUGAGAGUUGCUGUGUUUUCAAACUGAGCCAGUGUUGACAUGGGCAGCUACUGAGGGAACAUCUAUAUAUCAAUGAUGUUCUUCCAUGAAGAAUACGGCUGUGAUAACGGCUCUGAUAAGAUGACACAUCACGUCAAUCAAUUAGACAUUUUGCCUUUCAGUGGAUUAAAAGGUUUGAAACCAAAAUGUUAUAAAACAUAGAGCUGAUGUCAUGACAUAAUGUCAUGCCUUGCCUCUUGUCCACUCAUUUCUGCAAAGCAAGGUCAUGUUAAAUUCAGCCACUUUUUCAGUCGUCUCUCUGAAACCUGAAGCAUGUUUCUGAAGUUUUCCAGCAACAGAAUCCUUCCAUUAACACAGAACAUACUUUGUGAGCAUAAAUAACUGAACUCCCCAUGAAGAAACUAUAAGUGAUGUCGUUUUUUUCUUCAUCAUCCAUUAAAGUUCUAGGUCUCCCUCAAAAUGGUGCUCGGCUGCUGAAAAACAAAUAUUGAACAAUCAAUAAAAUUAGGAUUAAGAAGAAGAUUCUUUUUUUUAAAACGUGAAGCGAGCUAAUCUAUAAACUGCUCAGAAAGAAACAAUCUUUUCUCAUUGGAGUUGGGACAAACAGUGAGCCUUUGAAUGAGGUCUUCGUGUGGAACUGAUGUGGACUCUUCUGGUUUCAUUUCAGCUCUAUCGUGUUACACUGAAGACCAUGUCGACCAGAGUUUUACCAAGUUUCAGCUCAUUUAUAAAUCAAUGUUUCUGCUGAUCUCUCUGUAAUGCCCAUCAAAGUUUUCUGAUUAUUUUCUGAUAUUUUCUUGGUUUCCAGUUAUUACAGUUUUAUAUUACGUGAAUUACAGUAAGCAUCCUGCCUGCAGUAGUUUUGGUCAGUGUUAACCUUAUUGUGUAGUUAUGCUGUAGUUUAAUCUCGGGUUUCAAAAGUCUGCACUGAAUGAAUGCUCACUUGGCAUUGUCUGUGAUGGACUCAAGUUAAAACUGCAUAGCUUUUUAGAUUGAAUGGAAAUGGCCUUGAACCACUGGUGCAUGGUCCUUGUAUAAGUGUCAAAGUGUAUGAUUCAGUUUUGAACCUUCUGAUUUGAAUGUUAACAGAUAUUCUUUUUUUUUUUUUUUUCCAAGCGUGUCUGUUUACAAAACAAGCUGCAUUUCCAGAGUAUGCUCGGUUUAUGUGAAACUAAUUUGAAUGAUUUUGAUUUGAUCAAGAUGCACCUCUCACACUGAGCACCCUGUUUAAUCCAGUCACACAGGGUCUGUUUUGUUGUCAUGUAUCUAGUGGUGUCUUUCAGCAAGCCUGUUUGUGUACUUGCCAGAACGGAACACACUAAUGCAUUGACUGUGAAUUCAUGUUGUGCUGAUUAUUUCUGUGCUUAUUGAGGCCUUGUCAGCGGUGUUAUAGGCAUUUCUUCUGCCUGUCUUUAAUAUUUUAAUGUGAUGAGAGCAGCCACAGUUGUCAAGCUGACGUAUCCUUAUGUGAUGUUCAUAUUGAGCACAUGAAGGGACCUUUAAUCUUGUAUCGUUCGGUCAGUAUAAAAGGAUACACAUCAUCUUUAAGAUGUGGUAUUUUGCGCACACAAGCGUUUUAACGUCUUGAAAGUUAACACAGGUUUUGUCCUUUCGUCAACAUUCCUCUGGCCUGAUGUGUGUGCCUCUCAGCUGUUGAGACAAGUCUGGCCUGGAAACAGCAGCCAGCAUUUCUGAAUGUGAUGAAAAAAAAGUUGUUUUUGACCACCAGGGGGCCAAUGGGGCAUGAGGCCACACUUCAGCUGACUGUUCCUUGUUCUGCUGUAAUGUCAGCUCUCAUGUACCUAACACAAUUUCCUCAGAGCGAAGUGUUGUUUCUUUACGAAAUGUGAACAGUCACAAACCACGUGGUGGUCCGGUAUGUGUGGCCGUAAAGUAAAGUUGUUUAAAAGCAGGUUAUGCAUCAUGGAGAUAAAGAGUGGCCUUUGUGUUCAAAACUCUUAAGAUCUGCAUUGAAGUGUGUGAAGUCAAGAGACAUCUCAUUUGACAGUUCAGUCAGUGUUGGAGGUUUAGUCUGAACAGCACAACUGUUUCCUUUUAGGGGCGAAGUUAAAAAAUAAAAUAAAAAAUAAAAAAAAGA